GUAUCGAUUAUCAUAUACUCUUUGGUAUCGAUAUUUGCAUUAUGUGUUCCAGAUGUCUGAUGCAAUGAUCUCCUUGCAUCACGGUGGAGGAUCACACCCAUAACAAAGCUAAACCCAGUGUGAGUGAUCUGUGCAUGGGGGUGAUCGCUGUAUGUGUGAAUGCUCUGUGAUCACACCGUGGCGUGACAUAAGAUAAGACGCAACUAAUUGUUCAUUAUUUUCAAAUAUUUGAACUCUGCCGGCAUUUCUGACAAUUUGUUUGCUUUGGGUAGUUCUAUUUGAAUAAUAAAUAAAAUUAUAAUAAUUAGUAAAUGAAGUGGAAAAUGGUGUAUGGUUCAUCAGUUUGUAUUUCGUUCCUCGCCCAGUGCUGUGGUGAAGUAUCGCUCCCUUGCCAGCAUGAGCACGUCUUCAGAUAUUCGAAUUAGCGUUGCUUAAUGUUCCGUGUGUUCCAGUUUUGUUUAGUUAUUGUAAUUUGUCGACCUGUCGUUUCCACCUGGUAUUAUCUUCCCAUACACGCUCACGUUUAGAUAGGCUUGAUAGGCCAGUAGUUCGCGUAUUGUUACUGAUUUUGGGUGUGUGAAAUGAGUAUACUACGAUAUUUUUGUUACGAUUUUAUAUAUUUGCAAAAUUAUAGGUAUAUUCCCAAGUGGUAAAGUAUGUAGUUGGGUAAUAUGGUGUAGUUAUAACACAUUUUAUGGCCAGUGGAUUAAAAGUCUUCAAAUUCGCGCACUUAUUGUCCUUGGUGUCGAGACGUUGUGCUGUGCAAGUUUUCUGUUGCUACAGCGGUGUGACAACAAUUUAGAUUGUCAAAUCAGCGCGAAGGUUGAAUAAUGAAACUAAAAGUAUUAUUUUCUGGGUGGUAUCCACGGGUAAUUACCCGAUGGCACAGUCGGGUAAAUAAUGAAAAACCAAACCAAACAAUUGCUGAUAAAAUAUUUGGCAAGUACUUGUUUAUCACUAAUACCAUCUCUAGUGGUAUUUUGAUGGGCGUUGGUGAUAUCAUCCAACAAGAAUUGGAAAUUUACAGAGGACAUCACAAAGGGUCCAAACUAUGGAAACGAUAUGACUGGCAGCGAAUUCAUCGGAUGUUUUGGGUUGGUCUUAUACUGGGACCACCUCAACAUGUAUUCUAUGGAUAUAUAGAUAAAUUAUUACCGAAACGAGAUUUUGCUAGUGUCAGUAAGAAGAUACUACUUGACCAAAUUGUUAUAUCACCUGUCUGUAUUGCUGUAUUUUUUGUUGGCAUGGGUGUUUUGGAAGGAAAUUCAGCUUCUGAAAUUAAAUCAGAAAUGAGGAAUAAAUUCCUCUUUGUUUACACCAUGGAUUGGAUGGUGUGGCCUCCAGCCCAAUAUCUGAAUUUUUAUUGUUUAUUGCCAAAGUAUAGAGUCCUUUACAUAAAUUUUGUUACUAUGUUGUAUGAUAUAUUCUUAUCAUAUGCAAAAUAUGACAUUGGAGAAACUAGUUAAUGAUUUUUGAUCUUAGUGCAAAAUGUAGACAUAUUGGACAUUGAUAAUUGUGAUAUAAAUAAUUAACUACGAGAAGCACUGUUUCUUAAUAUAGACAUAUAAGACAUUUAUAAUUGUGAUACACAUACUUUACUUACGAGAAGCGCUGUGUUUCUUUCUUUAAAUGUUCUUUAAUAAGAUCUGAAUGUACAAUGUUAUGUUUUAAUAUAUUUAUUUUAAAUUUA
Molecule: messenger RNA, 1690 nt
Organism: Gryllus bimaculatus (two-spotted cricket)
Lineage: Eukaryota; Metazoa; Arthropoda; Insecta; Orthoptera; Gryllidae
Source: the annotation of a GenBank genome assembly